AUGGACUCCAGAGAAAACUCAUCUUCCCUGGCUCUACCCCAUGACCCUGACGAUCCUGAAAACAUUUACCUACGCGAUAACUCACGCAAAAAGACAUACGCAGAGGUGAUCCAAGAUGCCAAUAUGCUAGAAGCACGACAUGAAGUGGGCGAAGAAGACAAUGAAGAGCAACCCAACCAGGAAGAGACCGUGGAGCAGCAGACACAAAAUGAAGACACCCAACUCGGAACUGAAGAGGAACACACUGAUGAAACCUGGGAAAUCCAACUCACUCCAGAAUUGAAGAACCAGCUAGCGGGACCGUGGAAAAUGAGCGUUAUCCUCAAGAUUAUGGGAAGGCCACUAGGAUAUCGGGCACUCCAAACCAGGUUAGUCGGUAUUUGGCGCCCCACAGGUACAACGCAUUUAAUUGACCUUGGUUACGGAUAUUUCAUUAUGCGUUUUGAUGUGCUUAAAGAUUACCAACAUGCUCUCAUGGAUGGACCAUGGUUUGUGGGAGAUAAUUACCUGCAUGUGCAGGCCUGGGAAGCAGAUUUUCAUCCGCAAACUACCAAAAUAUCAACCACGGCGGUUUGGAUCCGUCUAGAACAACUACCCAUUGAAUAUUACCAUCCAGAGUUUCUCAAACACGUGGGCAAAAAAUUAGGAAAACUAUUGAAAGUUGAUGCCAUCACUAGCACAGCCAUUCGAGGAAGAUUCGCUAGAGUGUGUGUCCAAAUAAAUGUAGCCAACCCAUUGCCCAAACGUGUGAAAAUAGGUUCAUUUUGGCAGAACAUUGUAUAUGAGAACCUCCCAAUGCUUUGCUACAAAUGUGGUUGGAUCGGACACAGGGAAACACAGUGCACAGAAAGCUUGCCAUGUCCAACUACCGUGCUACCUCACGAGACAGAAACCCACACCCCAACAGCUUCACCGCCUGAACCAGCCCACGUGUCAACCCCCUAG
Quercus robur (English oak) is the source of this 945-nucleotide messenger RNA. RefSeq lists its product as uncharacterized. The transcript has a single exon. Gene Ontology annotation, molecular function: nucleic acid binding; zinc ion binding. The coding region runs from base 1 to 945 and encodes 314 amino acids. The record is from RefSeq and is a predicted model, not a curated record. Lineage: Eukaryota; Viridiplantae; Streptophyta; Magnoliopsida; Fagales; Fagaceae.